Messenger RNA from Elgaria multicarinata webbii, 2612 nucleotides. It is a transcript of the gene SCIN, whose product is annotated as scinderin. Gene Ontology annotation, molecular function: phosphatidylinositol-4,5-bisphosphate binding; actin filament binding. NCBI's taxonomy places the organism in Eukaryota, Metazoa, Chordata, Lepidosauria, Squamata, Anguidae. The transcript is spliced from 16 exons. Gene Ontology annotation, cellular component: cytoplasm; actin cytoskeleton. The record is from RefSeq and is a predicted model, not a curated record. Gene Ontology annotation, biological process: actin polymerization or depolymerization; actin filament severing; barbed-end actin filament capping. The coding region runs from base 19 to 2175 and encodes 718 amino acids.
GCAGCAGUAGCGGCAGCGAUGGCUCCGCCGGAGCUGUACCACAAGGAGUUCGCCAACGCGGGCCAGCGGGCUGGGCUGCAGAUCUGGAGGAUCGAGAAGCUGGAUCUGGUGCCGGUGCCCGAACCUUUGCACGGCAAUUUCUACGUGGGCGACGCCUACCUGGUGCUGCACACCUUCAAGAGGAGCAGCGCCACCUUCUACAAUCUCCACUACUGGCUAGGGAAGGAAUGCUCUCAGGAUGAAAGCACUGCAGCAGCGAUCUUUACAGUUCAGAUGGAUGAUUACCUUGGAGGAAAGCCUGUGCAGCAUCGAGAAAUCCAAGGAUAUGAGUCCACCCAAUUUGUUGGAUACUUCAAAGGUGGCAUUAAGUAUAAGGCAGGUGGUGUUGCCUCAGGUUUUAAGCAUGUCAUCACAAAUGACCUAAGUGCACGGAGACUUCUGCAUAUCAAAGGCCGGAGGGUGAUUAGAGCCACGGAGGUUCCUCUUAGCUGGGACAGCUUCAACAAAGGGGAUUGCUUCAUUGUGGAUCUCGGAACGGUGAUAUACCAGUGGUGUGGCUCCACAUGCAAUAAAUUUGAGCGCCUGAAAGCUACUCAGGUUGCUGUGGGCAUUCGGGACAAUGAACGAAAUGGAAGAGCUCAGUUGAUUGUUGUGGAUGAGGGAAGCGAGCCAAAAGAACUGCUAAAGGUUCUAGGACACAAGCCAGAACUUCGAGAAGGCAAUGACAAUGAUGAUGAGGCUGCUGAUAUCACCAACAGGAGAAUUGCAAAACUCUACAUGGUAUCCGAUGCAAGUGGAUCCAUGAAGGUUUCGGUGGUUGCAGAAGAAAAUCCCUUUUUGAGGGCAAUGCUUUUGUCUGAAGAGUGUUUUAUACUGGAUCAGGGCGUGGCUAGAAAGAUAUUUGUAUGGAAAGGUAAGAAUGCUAAUCCGAAUGAAAGGAAAGCCGCCAUGAAAUCAGCUGAAGAUUUCAUUCAGCAAAUGAACUAUCCUGCCAACACUCAGAUUCAAGUUCUUCCAGAAGGCGGUGAAACACCAAUCUUUAAGCAGUUCUUUAGAGACUGGAAAGACAAAGAUCAAAGUGAUGGCUUCGGAAAAGUGUACGUCACAGAGAGGGUGGCAAGGAUUAAGCAGAUUGAAUUUGAUGUUACCAAGUUGCAUGAGUCUCCGCAGAUGGCAGCCCAGUACAACAUGAUUGAUGAUGGCUCUGGGAAAGUGGAGAUCUGGCGUGUUGAAAGCAAUGGCAGAAUCCCUGUAGCACCUGAGAGCUAUGGGCAGUUUUAUGGUGGUGAUUGCUACAUCAUUUUGUACACUUAUUCCAAAGGACAGAUAAUCUACACGUGGCAAGGGGCUCAUGCAACUAGAGACGAGCUGACUACUUCGGCCUUCUUGACAGUCCAGCUUGACCGGUCGCUUGAAGGGCAUGCUGUCCAGAUCAGAGUCAGCCAAGGCAAGGAGCCUCCGCACUUGCUGAGUUUGUUCCGAGACAAGCCACUCAUCGUUUACAAAGAUGGGACAUCCAAGAAAGGGGGCCAAGUGGCUGCUCCGCCAACACGCUUGUUCCAAAUUCGCAGAAAUCUAGCAACCAUCACCAGGAUUGUAGAGGUCGAUGUUGAUGCCACUUCGUUGAAUUCCAAUGAUGUUUUUGUUUUGAAACUGCCAAAUAACUCUGGCUAUACCUGGGUGGGAAAAGGAGCAAGCAGAGAAGAAGAGAAGGGGGCUCAGUAUACAGCAAAUGUUGUGAGAUGUCAAACCUCAAGGAUUGAAGAAGGCCGAGAACCAGAUGACUUUUGGAGGGCCCUCGGUGGAAAGAAAAAAUACCAGACAUCUGCACAAUUACUGACCGAGUCAGAAGACCAUCCUCCCCGUCUUUAUGGCUGUUCUAAUAAAACCGGCAGGUUUAUAAUUGAGGAGGUUCCUGGAGAAUUUACUCAGGACGAUUUGGCUGAAGACGAUGUCAUGCUGUUAGAUACUUGGGAUCAGGUGUUUGUCUGGAUUGGCAAAGAUGCGAACGAACUGGAACGCACUGAAUCAGUUAAAUCCGCCAAACGCUACAUUGAGACUGAUCCUUCUGGAAGAGACAAAGGGACGCCACUUGUUAUUGUGCAACAAGGUUACGAGCCCCCAACGUUCACGGGCUGGUUCUUGGCCUGGGAUUGCAACAAAUGGAAAAACUGAGCAGCCAUAGAAUCCUCCAACUCAGAACAGAUAUCAGAGCACAGCCAUUCCCCGGCAGCUUUAAGCAUGUACUUACAUAUUAGUGUAUAUGCUGCUCUUGUGGUCCAUGUCCCAAUUGUGUGAAUAUGGGUAUAACGUAACACACACAUUUGAUAAGCAUAGAUACAUGUUCCUGGAUGGAACUGAAAAUACCCCUUCUCCAAGUCUAGAUUGUUCAGGUGUGCGAAGAAGAGGGAAGUCCUAUAACUCUGUGCAAUGCUUCUUGAUGCCAUUGCAAAUCCCACUUUUCCCAAAGGCUAGUUCAGGUUUGAAAAGGGGCUACGGGACUCCCACAGCAUAGCCUUCAAUUCUGGCUGUGGCUUGGCUUAUUAUGUGCUUAAGCGCAGGCCUCUAUGAUGAGUAGUGAUGAGUGAAUUACCUUCAGGGCCACUCAGAAC